Messenger RNA from Plodia interpunctella (Indianmeal moth), 627 nucleotides. RefSeq lists its product as uncharacterized. NCBI's taxonomy places the organism in Eukaryota, Metazoa, Arthropoda, Insecta, Lepidoptera, Pyralidae. The record is from RefSeq and is a predicted model, not a curated record. The transcript is spliced from 3 exons. Bases 80 to 499 code for a protein of 139 amino acids.
ACGACUGAGUUGGCAGUAAGCAACACUUCUCGUUACCAGCACGAAAACGAUUUGUGUAUAAGUUCGAAAAAUCUGAGCUAUGUCGAGCCCAACAAACGGGCUGCCGCCUCCGGUGGACACAGAGUCGAGGCCAUUACACAAGAGUUCCUUCAAGCUAAGAUUCGCGCAGUGCCGAGAACUCGGUCGUUCUGAUGUGUCGCUAGUCAAGCCGCUUGGAUUACCAUCGACGGUGACGGACAAGUUCUACAACGUGCGGCGGGAGGAGGGCGCGGCGCUGGAGGAGGCGGCGCUGCGGACCAUUCAGGACAUGUUCCGGCGAGGGCCGCGCGACUGGCAUCCGGCCCCUCGCACCUCCGCGCAAGAGUACGGCUGGCACUGGGCGGCGGCGGCGCAGCCGGACCGGCGCGACCGGCGGCUGCAGCACCACAUCGUGGACUCAGCCUGGCUCAAGGCCCGCGUACGAGUGCUGCACGCUGACGCACUGCUCAAACGGCGAUAGUACAUAAUGUGCAUCUAUCAUCUCAACUGAUCCCUCCUGAACCAUUUCAAGCUUCACUUCUAUUAGGAAUCCGAGAGUAUAACUGUCUUGAAAACUACAAUUUGAGCACUUCCAGUCAAGUUUCUUAU